AUGAACACAAACCAGCUCGGCUCCAUGUUCUCCACCAGGCUCUCCUCCGCCUACAACCAGCUCAGAGGAGACCUCGGCGCCCCACAGACCGCGACAGAGACCAUCGAGAAGCUCGUCGACAGGAUUCAGACCAGCGCAGCCGUCGAAGAUAGGCGGACGGCUGUAUUGGGGCUCAAGGGCCUCAGCAGGGACUGGAAAGAGGAUGUCGGGCACAAUGCCUUGCCGUCUUUGAUUGCGGUCCUGGAGCAUGAUGCUCCCUUCGAUGUCGAGAUUGCAAAGGCUACUCUCGAAACGCUGAUGCAGCUGUGCGAAACUGCUGAGAAGCCGGCCAAAGAUGACCUUGGGCUAUUCUUCACCGAUGCCUUCCUCGAAGACCCCAAACCCGCCCAUACUCUGAUCAAUCUUAUCUCGUCCUCUAGUUCAUUUUAUCCACGAUUCUUCUCAAUUCAAUUCCUCUCCCAACUCCUCGCUUCUCGCUCCCAAGUCGCGCAAUCCUACAUCAUGUCUGCCCCACCUCCUGGGAUCGACGGCAUCCUGGCAGUACUCGACACUUCCACGGGACCGACCAUGGCUGGGGGCGCCAGCGAGAUGCUGCGAAACGAGGCGCUGUUGCUCUUCCCUGCAAUGCUGAGCGGCAACCAGGAUCUCCAAAAGAUUGUGGCAUUCUCGGGCGCCUUUGAGAAGUUGUUCCAGAUCAUUGAUUCUGAGGGAGGCGUUGAUGGCGGUAUCGUUGUGCAAGAUGCCUUGGCUGCUGUCGGCUAUCUCUUGCGAUUCAAUGUGUCAAAUCAGAACUACUUCCGAGAGCUCACCCUUAUUCCCCAAAUCCCUCACAUCUUGGGCUUCCCAUCACCGUUAGCGAAGGAUGAAGCGACGCCGGAAGAGUUUGCUCUGCAAUAUUGGCCUGAGCAGAAGGUUGACAACACCAGCUUGGUGCUUGGUCUCGUCAGGAUGCUCGUCGGAGGCCCUGGUGGAGGCAACCAAAACGCCAUGGCAGCCAGCGGUGUGACUCGAUGCCUGCUCGAGCUCUCUCUUGCUUCCAACGCUCCCGCUUCCAUUAAAUCACAAUGCCUCUCUACUCUCACGCCCAUCCUCACCUCGUCUCCCAUCAACCAGGAUCUCUUCGCUUCUCUCCAGGUGUCACACCUCUUGGCUGUCCCUGCCGAUGAAGUCAACCCCAACGGCGGCUUCGUCCGCGUGCCUCCAAAGCCUGCUGUUGUGGCGCUUGUGGAAAGUGUUGUUGAGGGCGAUCCCUCUUCCGGGGGUAGAAGCCUGAGGUCGAGGUCUGCAGGCGUCAAUAUGUUUCAGGCAUACUUGUCAGGCAACGACGAUGCUCGAAUCGGACUCUUAUCGUCUCUUCUCGACCCAACUGCAGACGGUCAAUCCCAAGACCAACCUUCAGCGAGUUCCCUCAUCCUCACCGGCCUUCUUGAGCUCCCGCACGCCUCCCUCUCCCCAGAUUUCGACCCCUACCCGCCCUUGUUCUCCUGUCUUCUCUUAUCACACCUCAUUCGAAAUUCCGAGCACGCCAAAAAGCUCGCUCGGGACGUUACCUUCCCCUCGGGCGACUCUGAUUCUGCUGUCGAUACCGAUGACGAUAAGGUGUCUCUUAUCCAGCUUGUCGUGGGGAAUUUGCUUCUCGCUUCUAGGGAGCAGACUGAGUGCGUGAACAAGGCCGCCAAGGAAGGCGCGUCUGACGGACUGAAGGAAGAGGAGGAAUGGACGAGGGUCAUUGUGGGGUACUUGAUGUUGCUGUGUACGUGGUUGUGGGACAGCCCCAAGAGUGUCAAGGAGUUCCUCAGUGAAAGCAACAACCUUCAAGCACUCAUCCAACCUAUCACCCAAAACACUUCUAUCGACCCCUUAAUCCAAGGUCUUUCCGCCUUCCUUCUCGGUGUCUGUUACGAGUUUAACCGCGAACCCGGAGAAAUCACCCGAGCGACAUUACAUCCCAUCCUCCACUCUCGUAUCGGCCCGGACCAGUUUGUGUCGCGAAUGGCGAGGUUGAGGGAGGAUGUGAGGUUUAGAGCGGUGCAGCCUUUGGACUUUGAGUUGGACGAGCAGGUGGCACAGCAGCAGAGCCAUCAGGGCGAGGAAGAGGCGGACGAAGAUGUGGAAGUGUGGUUUGAUUGGGCGUUUGUGGAUUUCUGGAAGAACCAUUACUACACGAUCCAAAGAUCAAUCGCUAUCGAUCCUGAUGCAGUUCGCGGGUCCAACACUCCCGACGACACCGAGACCACCGCCAUCAUCCUCUCUCUCCGUUCGAAGCUGAAGACUCAGACCGACGAAGUCGCCUCUCUCACCUCCAAACUCGACUCCAUUCAUGCCGAGCACAAGACAUCGCAAGAUGCUCUUACACAACAAACUUUUGAGCUUGGUGAGCAAGUGAAGACUCUUACAGCCCAGCUUGAAGAGAGCAAGGCGCUGGUCGAGGCUCUGGAAAGCGAGCUGGCUGGAUUGAGAGAAGCGUUCGCAAAGUCAGAGGAGACUGCUGCCGGCGCUGAAACCACUUCCAAGGAGCUCGGCAACGUGAAGGAGGAGUUUGAGAAGGUGAAGGCGGACUAUGAGAAGGCCAGCAGCGAGCUGCAGCUGGCCAGGAUGAGCGCUAAAGGAAGAGAGACAAAGAUGAAGGAUUUGGAGGGCAAGGUCAAGAAGCUCGAGGAAGAGGUGGCCGUGGCGAAGGCGUCUCCUGCCCCAGCAACCGCUCCUUCCGAUCCUGCCGCCGAUACAGGGAAACAAGCCGAAGCCGAGGAAGCUUUGAAGAAGAAGGAGGAGGAGAUUGCCAAGAGAGAGGAAGAGUGGAAGCUGAAGGAGGCAGAAUACCAAGAAAAGCUGAAACAGGAAGAGGUGCGAGUGAAAGAGCUGGAAGAAAGCGCCAAAGCGUCUGCCGAAAAGACAACGGCCGGAGAAGACAAGACUGCCACUCUUGAGAGCAAGAUCAAGGAGCUUGAAGAGAAGCUUGCUGCUGCCCCGGCCGCCGCUGCUGCUGCUGAGCCUGCCCAGGGAGGUAGCAACAAGCAAGCGAAGAAGCGUGCUGCCGAGCUCGACGGCAAGGUCAAGGAGCUCGAGACUUCCCUUGCGGAGGAAAAGACUAGGAGGGAAGAGGAGGCGAAGGAGCACGAAGAUCUGUUAGUGUUGCUCGACGAGUUGACAGGGAAGCGGAUGAGGGACAAGGAGGUGAUGAAGGAGAAGGGUAUCGAGGUCAGCGAAGAUGAGGAAGAAGGUGAUGACGAGGAAUAG
Molecule: messenger RNA, 3237 nt
Organism: Cryptococcus wingfieldii CBS 7118
Lineage: Eukaryota; Fungi; Basidiomycota; Tremellomycetes; Tremellales; Cryptococcaceae
Exons: 8
Coding region: 1-3237 (1078 amino acids)
Biological process (GO): transcytosis; intracellular protein transport; vesicle fusion with Golgi apparatus
Cellular component (GO): ER to Golgi transport vesicle membrane; endoplasmic reticulum; Golgi stack
Source: RefSeq, a predicted model, not a curated record